AUGGCAGAGCGGUUUUCUGCUUCGACCGCGUUUACAAACAUGAACAAUAACAACAGUGGGGAUGGUUGGGGUGACGAUUGGGGCGAUUGGAACGAUACGCCCAGCACCACUAGCACGAUGGCGAAUGAUGCCGGUGCACAGCAACCGUUCGGUUCCAAGCAUCCGCCACCUGGCCAUACUGUGACAACAAACCCGUACUUCCAGCAGCAGCCACAAAUGCACUCGAUGCCCGCUGGGCAGCAGUACUUCGAUGGGCCUCCAAACGCAGACCAGCGCAAUCACAACUAUUUGCCGAACCAACCAGGCGCUCCGCAAGGCGCGUAUCCCGUCAACAAGGCAGACAACACCGGCUACCCGCAAAUGCAACCGACGAUGGUUCCGCAGCCUCCAAUGUACUCGAAUGUAACGCCACAGCAACCGUAUGUUCCGCCGCCACAGCAACAGCCAGUCUACGGACAGGCCGAUAGUUUUUUCAAUUCCGUACCUACACCGCCUGCACAGCAAGUCUCUCCAGCUCCGACCCCCCAUCGUCCACCGUCGCAUCCUCCAGCAUCGAUCACCCCGCAGCUGAUGCCGACCUUCAGUCAGACCAUUUCCGACAGCUUCGACACUUCAGCGAGCAGCAGCUGGAAUUGGGUAACGGCGGCCGUGCAACCGGAGUCAACGGCGCGUGAUGUGGUGGCCUCAAAACAACCGCCGCCAUCGCAGACGUAUGUGGAUCACCCACAGCAACAACAACCACCGCAAGCAUAUGGGACGGGACGUCAGCAAAACACCCACCUACCGGAGAUAGUGCGUCUAAAGCAGGAAACACUAUCGCCGCAGUGGUCCAUCGAAAGUCAGGUUUCAUCGAACGACCGGUCGUCAGAAAACAGCGAAAACAACCCCGACCCGAGGAACAUUCAACGUUCCACGGCUGCCGUCGCCUCUGCUGUGCCUUCCGAAACCGAUAUGUCUGGUGUCAUCAAGGGAAAUGGGCCCGCUAGCAUGGGGGGCGAGCAUCAAUCGACGUACACGCCGUAUCAAGCGGCAAGACCGCCGCCGCCACCGCAAAGUUCCCACACUCCACCAGCUGGCGUUCCAGAUCGGUUAGAUGAGGUCCUGGAAGCGUUAAGCAUCAAGCAGGAACAGGGUGAGCUAGAAAAUCGAGGAACCAUUGAAUCCAACUACCGGGAGCAAUCGUUCCCACCUCCGCCUCCUUCGAUUGCCGGCUCGGCCAGUGGUCCGAUGGUCAACGAUUCGUUGAACCAUCCGUCGAAGUCGUCAUCCACGACCCCACCAUUGCCACCACCCCCGGUGGACAGCGGGAGCAGCGUUACGGCGACCGCACAACCGCCAGUACCACCACCAACCGUCUCGAAGCCAGCCGCUGGUCCACCACCUAAAGCGCUGCCAAACGUCGGCCCAUCCGCGAAUCCUUUCAAACGUGUCGGUGGUCGAUCGCACAUUGCCACACCGGGGCUAGCGGGAAUGAGUUCGUCCGCUCCUCCUCCGGUGGUUGCUUCCGCACCUCUACCACCGAUGAACGUGAACGCAGGUCCAUUCUAUUAUCAGCAACAACAACAGCCACCACAGUUACCAACCGCACUUUUGCAGCCCCAGCUCGCAGAGGAAGCGAACAAUGUGGAAACGCUCACGCCAGAAAAUCAGGAAAUACUUGUCGAAUCGCGUUCCCUAGAGCACGUGGAAAAUCAUGAAAUUGCCCCCAGCAACGACCGCAACCAAUACCUGCAAACGGGACAUCUGUCAGAGGAUGGCUACGGGUCGGAAAUGGCCACCGCGAGCACCAAUAGCAGCAACAGCAACAACGUCCGUGCUCAUCCAAGCUCGUUGACCACCGCAUCGGUUGCCGGGGUAGGAGCGGGGCCGAACGAUCGACGUCUACCUCCACCCGGACUGUCACGCUACGUACCGGGUCAGAACCAACAGCAACCGGACGUGAGUAUGCAGCCUGCGGGGCAAAGUUUCCCCGAGCCACCGCCCGGAUUGGAUCGAAUGGUUCCCGGUAUGGAUCUGCAGGAAAAUGCUUCCAAUCUUUCCCUGCUGGAGCGCCAAGCGGAUGGAGAAGUUUCAGACGGUGCAUCGGCCGUUCCAUCCAUUGUGCAGCCACCGUCUUCGGUAUCGGUGUCGUCGGGGCAUGCGUCCCAGCACUAUCACCACGGGGGACAGCACCAUCAUAAUCACGAGCGGGUCGAUAUGAGCGAUCGAAACUUGUACCGCGUUCCGGGAGAAAGUGACAAUCAUCACCACAAUCAGCAGCGUGUUGUGCCCGGAGGUCUGGAGCACGAUCGCGUGAUGUCAGCGACUGGACCAUCGAAUGUCCCUGUCGUUGCACCUUGCGGCCCAGCGUCUGCCGUUGUUCUGGGAGCUGCCACACCGGCUGCCACGUUGGAUAUGCCCGAAGAGCAACGUGAGCUGGUAAUGGACGGAGAAAAUCCGGACGAUCGACGCGAGGAAUCGCUCGUAGGAGGUAACGCGGAUCCUGUGGUUGCUGGCAGCGCGAGCGGAACCGUUACUGCACCUGUUGCGGCCACGAUCGAGACGGACUCGAACGUUACGAUCGACACGCCGCGCAAUGUGGAACCAUCGAACACGUCCACGGCGGACGAGAGCGAUAAGGGCGGCUUCUAUGGUGCCGGUGUUGGACCUAAGGGCCGUCGGGAGGAUGACAGUCUGAGGCGCUCAAACAAAAGUAAGAGCUCCCGUGAUCGGUACGAUACGGAGGAUUCGGAUUACAGCGAGCACGAGCGUCGCCGCCGGGAACGUGAAAGCAGUCUCGGUGCUGGUACUGGUGGACCGAGUGGUGGUGGUGGUGGUGCUGGGGGAAGUGGAGCACUCGCCGAUACGGCCAGCCAUCGUCACGAACGCUUGCGCCAUCGUACCGCUGGUGGGGGUGAGCGGGAUAAGGAUAGACGCAAGGAUACCGGACGCGAUCGGGACCGAGAGCGAGACCGCGAUCCGCGCGAUCGAGGGGACCGUGACUACGACUACCGUGAUCGAGACCGAACGAGGAACAGAUACGACCGCGAUCGGGAACGCUACGGCCGCAGUAGCAAGUAUGAUCGCGAAAUUCGCUACGAAACCGACGGUUCCAAGUACGAAACCGAGCGAUCGACACGAUACGAAAAGGACGACAAACGAUACAACAGCUCGCGCGAUGAUUACUACCGCAAGCGGGAUGAGCGUGGUCCCGGAGAAGAUGGGCGUACAACAGGAACGGGCGCUGGCCGAGAUCGGGACCGUGAUCGGGAUGGAGGUGAUCGGCGGCAGCGGAAGGAGAAGGAACGUUCCGAUCGGUACCGCGGCGAGGACCGUAGGAAAGACGAUCGAUACCGCGAAGGGGAAAAGCGUCGAGAUCGUCACGAUCGGCGCUACGAUCCGGAAGACUAUCGCACCGGCAGCCGCAACGGAACCGAACGCGAUCGUGCUCGCGACAGCCGCGAACGGGAUGAUCGCAAAGACAAAACCGAUCGCAAAUACAUGCCGCCCGGUUACGGAACGGUACCGGGUGCCAGUGGAGCGUAUGGUCAGGCAAGUGGCUACUACGACCCGUACAGCUACUACGCCCAGCACCAGCAGUACUACGAGCAGUUGCGACGCACGAACCCGCAAGCCUACGCCGAAUGGUACCGCACGUACUACUCCCAGAUGCAAGCCAGUCAGCUCCAGCGCGAUCUACUGACCACGGAUGGGCGCGAAUCGGUGCACUCGGGCCGCAGCUCGGCGAACGAUAAGGAACGGUUUAAUCGGACCACGCCGUUCAUGCACACUCCCGGGCUGUACAAUCCCGAGGAGUACCAUCGGCAUUACAAUAAUCAGUCGAUGCCAUCGGCGGCCAUCGGUGGCGGUGGCGGCCUCGGUCCCGGUGGUGCCCUGCUCGACCAGAGCUACCUGAGCGACGUGUCCGGGCAGCCAUCGUCACUGCCGCCGAUGUUCCAUCAUGCGCAAGCAUUCCAGCACCACCAGCAGCAGCAGCAGCACUCUUUGCUUCACCAACAGCAGCAGCAGCAGCAACAUCUUCGGGCCACCACUUCGCUGGCACUGGACAGAACGUACCACCACGGUGACGCGGGCGGAUACUUUCAACCAAGAAUGGAUCAAAUUGAUGCAUCGAUUGCAAAGGUGGACACCGGUACUGAACUGUCGAUGAUGGAACCGGAACGGCUGACGCCGCGCAAGUUUCCCGAAAUACACCCAAUCGUAAACGUAUCGGCCGGGCUGCUCAUCUCAACGAAGAACCGGCUGACCAUGAAUGGGAUGGCGGACACAGUUAAAAUAUUUAGUCUGGGCUACAGCGAUGUGAGCAAGAAGCUGUUCCACACCUACCCGGGACCAUUGGUGAAGGGUGUGACGCAUAAGAAGUCGGUCAUUGAAUUUUGUGAGGAGCAACUACGUCAGGGGCCACCGUACAGCGGCGCACUGGCAUUGAUCAAGUCCCGGGGCAACUCAAUCAACAGUCUUCAUUCGUCGUCGCUUGCGGCCGGAGUUAAUCGUAGUUCCUUUACAUUGCUGUGGAAUUACAUUAUCCUAUUACUGCGACAGAAUGGCACCUUCGUCGGGACGGACAUCUCGGAGCUGCUGAUGCAAAACAAAACCGAAUAUCCGUUCGAGUCGCUACAGACUAGUGCAAUCCGGUCGGCAAACAUUAGCGGGCGUAACUCUUCCCUUUCAGUGGCAGCCGUAGAGCGCACCCCACGAGAAGCCGACGCACGCCAGGACGGAGAAAGCGAUCGCGAUGUUGCUGACGCAUCGCACGACGCAACACAGCAAGACUCUAAGGAUCCUUCACUGGAGCUAACAGCGGUCUCGAAGACGAGCCUUACCGAGCUCGAAAUAACCGACAAGUUCCGCAACUAUCUGCUGUACGGAAACAUUAGCGAAGCGCUCGAAUGGGCAACCGAGCACAACCUUUGGGGACACGCGCUUUUCCUCGCCUCGAAGGUGGACUCCCGGCAGCACGCGAAUGUUAUGAUGAAGUUUGCCAACAAACUGACGCUCAACGAUCCGCUUCAGACGUUGUAUCAGUUGCUGAGCGGAAGAACUCCUGCUUCCGUUACGAGCGUGUUGGAUGAAAAGUGGGGUGAUUGGCGCCCGCAUCUGGCGAUGCUGAUGUCGAACAGUUCGGCAAAGCCAGAGUUGAUUAAAAAAUCCAUCACGACGCUGGGCGAUACGCUUCUCAAUCGCGGUGAUUUGUAUGCCGCCCACUUCUGCUACCUCUUGUCCGACGUGGCCUUCGGUCGGUUCGCCGAUGUUAAGCAGGAUGCUGCUGUCACUGGGGGCAGCGCGGUUCGCUUGGUGCUACUCGGCGCCGCACACCACCAUCGUAACUUCCGCGAGUUGUCCACGAACGAGUCGAUUAUGAUGACGGAAAUUUACGAAUACGCGCGCUCGCUAAAUGAGGAUCGUUAUUCCAUCGCUGAGUUACAGCGUUACAAAUAUCUAUUAGCCUGCCGGAUGCUCGAUCAAGGCAUGCAGCUGAAAUGUUUACUCUACAUGGAGCAAAUUGCCGAACAGAUCCUGCAGGAUUCGUACCGUUUCGAUACGGACUUCGUGCGGAAGGUGUAUACACUGGGUGAUCGGUUGAAAUAUUACGAUCCAGUUAUGGAAAAAGCACUGGAUGAAUCUGUGGACAACACUGGCCGGGGCAAUAUCUAUGCAAACGUAGAAGAUCCGCAAUGGCUGAGGCGAUUAAAUGAACUUUUGCUAAGUAAUACAACGCUGCCCGGUGGUGCGAAUUAUAAUAACAACGAAGGUCAACUGACGUACGACUAUGCUGGUUAUGGACACGGCUUAGACCACACGCAACCCUCGAGCAGCACUGUUGGUCAAGAGCAAACGUCCGUGUCUGGUUACCCAACGGAAACGAGUGACAUCAAUAAGCAGUUUAGUGAGAUUAGUCACCAGCUCGGGCAGCUAAACCUGCAAUAUACCAGCGACACGCAACCACAAUAUCCGCCAGUCCCGUCCGCCGAUGGUUCGGCUUCGCAUCUGCAGCCGUCGUACGAAUCAUCCGGUGGUACAGCGGUCCCAGCAUACGAUCAAGGCUAUGAAUCGAUCAAUCAGCCGCACUCUAUGGUGGAUCCGAAUGUAGAUCAAGGUUCGCUGCAACAAACUCAGGACUCUAACGACUAUAGUCAGCCGCAACAGCCGCCAUUCAAUCAGUAUAUGAAUUACGAUCAGCAGCCGCAACAGCAGCCGCAACAGCAGCCGAUCGGUGGAACUAACAUUUUUACACCGGUAGCUUCAUCAGCGGACAAUAAUGAUCCCAUGGUAGCACCAGGACCCUACGAUGGUGCAUACUGGGGAGCAGCAGCUGCGCCUGGUAACAGUGAGCAUCAACAGCAUCACCAGUACCAUCGGCAUGACGACUUCGACGAAGAUGAGCACGAAGCCGACGAGGAAGACGACGACCACCAGCAGUGUGACCGUAGUUCGUCGUCACCCUCCCCGUCGGUGGAUGCUUCCUCCGGCAGAUAUCCUCGGUCGUCCGUAUCCGGCGUUGCCCCGCUGGAGCGUAGUGCACCACCUCCAUCGUCGGGCGCUUUCGAUUAUCAUCGAUCCAUUAUUCAGUCGUCAGCGUGUGAUCGCGGCGGAGCGUGCGUAAGUAGCGUUGUGAGGGAUGGCAAUGCGUAUGGCCCCGCAGGGAGUGGCAGCAGUAGUUCGCCACUCUCGGAAACCUUUCGUGGUGAUUACUGUGCUAACAACGACGACGGUGUCACGCGCGAAAACGCUUCACUGUUGUCCUCGCGAGAUCAACCAUGUGCAAACGCUUCUGUCAAGCGCCGUGCACGGCAACAAACGCUUGUUCCACUCACUAUGCGGCGGCACGUGCAGUUUCAAAUAGCAAAAUCAUCAAGUUCGACUUUAUGUGACCAUAGGAGGACGCAGACCGUAGGGCGAAGCGUAGACAAAUGCUGUACGGUAGAAGGUCCGUUGGUGCGAAAGGUUCGAAAAAAGCGUCGCAAAAUACCACAAGGAACCGAACACGUGCACAGUGUACCACAACAACUGAUACCCGGAGGACAACCCGCAACAAGCCAUCCGAUGAAACUUUCCAAAGCGUACCUCUACACGGCACGCAGCCGGCGGGAAGGGUUUCUCAGCCACCGGGAUGUGGUGUACAAUGGGACUUUUCCGAUCGACAUGCCAUUCUGUAGCCGGUUCAAGGACUAUAAUUACAGCGGCGAAAGCUCCGAUUCACCGACCACUGGUCCCUUAGCGGUGGACGGUGGUAGUCACGAUGGAGCGGGGGUACCAAAACCCACGAUCUCAAUGCCGAAUUCCGGCUCGAACCGGCCGGGAUUUCACGAUGAGAUAGAUGAAGAACAGAAGGCGAGCGCAAAUGGUGGAAUGAAGCCUCCACAGUCGAAUGCAGCACAGGGAGUCAAAAAGGGCCCCGUUGGAAAGGAUGCGAAGGCAUCGGGUCCGGGCGCUGCGGCCGGUGCGGGUGGAGCUCAAGGAUCGGGAUGGUUCGGUGGGAUUUGGAACAAGUUUUCGCUCAAGCCGAAGAACCAGAUGAUACUGCCCGAUGAUAAAAACCCAAAGAUUGUCUGGGAUGAAGCAUCGAAGCGCUGGGUAAAUACGGAUGAGGGUGAAGCGGAAACGGAAGCGUACAAGCCACCACCGAAGAUGUCAGAUCUUAUGCCGAAAGCAGCCGCACCGACCAUGCCCAAUGCUGCACCAGUAGCAGCCCCUACAGCUUCGAUGGGUGGAAGUGGCCCCGUACCACUCAUGCCAACGCCAACAGUCGAUCAAGGCGCGUUCUCACAAAAUCCCGUCCCGAUGGGUGCCGGAAAUGGUGGUAUGCCAGCGGGAGCUCCCGCCGUACAGUCUAGUACCCCCGUCGGUGAGCCAACGAAAGUUCCCACGUUGCAAUCGAACAUGUACAAAAUGCAGCGUAAUCGAACUUUGAAGAGAUCGUACGUUGACGUCUUCAAUCCAUCCGGUGCUGCACCGAGCCGCCCUCAGGAACCCGUACUAGCCCCAACUGUUCCAUCGUUGCCGACUGCACAGGGAGGCUUUUUCGUGCCCGCGGGACAGCAGACAAACGAUGGUGCUCCGGGAAUGCCACAGUUCUACAAUCCAAAUGAGUUUGCUGGUAGUAGCACUUACCAGCAGUAAUGUAAUCCACAACGCCCAGGUCAUAAAUGGCGAUUCUUGGACUGAUAAUGACAUAUUCAAAACUCAUGUUUGCUACAGCACCCGUCGGAAAACAAACAUAUGGCCCUACGACCAAGGAAACCACCAGGGAACAAGCACCGCAACUUUUAACGCACGAGAAACUCGUGCAACGUUGGCGGAAGGUUUGGAAACACGAAAGUAUCAGUCACAUUCACAGUUCUAGUUUAGUAGUGUGCAUCUAACCAAGUUUAUUUUACAUGCUGUACAUUUUUGAUAGUUUUUGUUUUCGUUUCGAUCUUGGGGUUGCGACUAUUUGAGUGUUCACUCCAAAUACUGUCUUUAGUUUGUGGAAUUUGGAACGUUAAUGGAUUAAUUCCCGUAAAACCGUUCAAGGCGCGAAGGAUGAAAAAAUCUGCUACAAAUCAGGCAACUAUUAGAAAUUUGAUUACUGCUGGGUGCUCGGUCCAUUUGAAAUUAGCCUCAAGGGAAUUGUUUAUGUAGCUUGUUUUCCGGGCGAAAUGUUAGAAUUGUUUAAAUAUUAAGCGUGUCCUGGCAAUGCUUUUCACCACGUUUCUUUACGUUCUUAUUCUUUAAGUCAAUCGUGCGUCAAUCUGCUUAGCUUAUUUGUUGCCUUAUAGUUUUAUUUGUCAUAUGAUGGCCUUUCUCGAGACGACACGACGAAGCGUUUUGUUUCAGCAAAUGAACCAUUGCAUUGCAAUACUUUCUGCGGAGAAAAGUUAUUAGUCUGUAACAUCAAUCUUUCUUGUGUGUGCAUUUAAGUUUUCCUUCCAUUGCGUGUUCUGUAGAUGUGUAUGAAAGAAAACGGUCAUUUUUCGCGAGUUAGCGAGGAAAGUUAAAAAAAAAAGUAGUACCGCAAAGGGACACAAAAAUCCCAACAGAGCUAGCACGAGCAAUUCAUUUAUGAUUCGACUACGUAUGAUUUAUUGUACUCUAUCAACUACAGGUGCGCGGAAGUGUUAAAUUGUUUUAAAAAUUA
Molecule: messenger RNA, 9118 nt
Organism: Anopheles coustani
Lineage: Eukaryota; Metazoa; Arthropoda; Insecta; Diptera; Culicidae
Gene: Sec16
Exons: 17
Coding region: 1-8121 (2706 amino acids)
Biological process (GO): Golgi organization; autophagy; COPII vesicle coat assembly
Cellular component (GO): endoplasmic reticulum exit site; ER to Golgi transport vesicle membrane
Source: RefSeq, a predicted model, not a curated record